GUUUAUCAGUAAAACCGAUACAGUAAAAAAUCUUUUGAUGAAAAGUAUAUGUGAUACCCGAGAUAUAGCUACUUAUUGAUAACAACAGUAUUUUAUUAUUAUGUUGGAAAAUAUAUCUAAGAAAUGUAAUAUUAUUUAUUAUUUUUUAUUAUUAGUUAUUUUUUUUAUUGGUGUAAGUAAUGGUGGAGGUAGCAAUGAUGAUGAUGAUAUAAAUCAAAAUAAAGAAACUGAAAAAUCAGGAAAUUGUGGUGGUUACUUGACGUCUUUACGAGGAAUAAUUAGUACACCAAAUUUUCCCAGAGCAUUUAGUGUUCCAAUAAAGUGUCAUUGGGUUAUUGAUGCCACAGAAAUACAAUUGGCUAGCAGUAACAUUGAUAACAUUGAUAACAUUACUAUUGCUGUUUAUUUAACUCAACUGUAUGUAUACAAAGGUCUUAAAAUCACAGAGUAUGCAUACUAUGAGUCACCGGAAAGUACUAAUUUUGGAGCAACAGUCUUAAAGGAUGUCACUGAAAGUAAUGUGUUUGAGGAUAGUUUAUUGAAAACAAAUAGACCAUUUGUUGUUAUUGAAUUUGAGCUUGAAAGACUCGAGGGCAAUCAUGUUCGGGUUCUUGAUAAUUUGUUGGAUGUAUAUGGAUUUAAUCUAACGUAUGAAAUAACUACUCCAGAAGCAAUAAAUAUAAAUUCAUGUUCUGUUAAAAAUUGUUCCUUUGCCGGUAAUUGUAUCGUCGAUUCAAGUUAUAGUAAAUUCAAGUGCCACUGCUUUAAUGAAUUCAGCGGAAAAGAUUGUUCAUACGGGCCUCUUUGUAUUGAUCAAAAUAAUAAAUAUAUUAAUCAUCCAAGCUACAACGCAAUUUGCUACAACGGAGGUACCUGCAGUCAUAUAGGAGCUGAAUAUAUUAAAUGUCAUUGUAGGCCCGGUUAUACCGGUGAUUAUUGUGAAAUACCAAUAAUUCCUAAUGAUAAUCAACAAAUCACUGAAAUAAUUAACUCGAAUCAAGAAUGUCAGAAAGGUACCCCAAGAUGUAUUUUCCAAUGUCUGUAUAUUGAAAAAGACCAAGAAAAUAAUCGACCCUGUAAUAUGCUAAAUAAUUGCAAACGACAACAACAAUCAAUCUCUUCUAUUUUUAGUAAUAGGGUGAGAUAUGAAUUUCAAAUAAAAUUAGCAAACACUAGCUCCUUAAUUCGGAGUACUUUGGUACUGUCACAGACUAUAAGUGCCCUUGAAAGCUUGCUGAAGAAACAACUUACUAAGUAUUUCAAGAAUAAUGCAGACAUAACUAUUAUAGAGGAUUUGAAAGUACAGACCGUUACACCAUCGGGUGAAGUGUUAUUUAUGUUUUUUGGAAUUUCGACGGAGAGUGAUAAAAUUCGUGAUGCAUUAAACCGCCUUGUUCAACGAAGACGACUAAAUGACUUUGUUUUAGAAUCAACUCAUUUAACACUUAGACAGAAACCUUCUCUUCAAAUAAAGUCACUCGAAAUAAUUAGUAAUCCUAAAAAUACCAAUCAAGUUCGUCUAGAAGAUGAAUUGUAUUUGAAAUGCGUUGUUCAAGGAAGCUCUGAAAUUAAAUUUUUAUGGUAUAAAGACGAUAUUUUGGUGAAUGUUAGCAAAUCCAUAAGAGCUAUCGAGAUCCAACAAGAGCUCAACGAUGACAUGUAUACUUUUACUUUGCUAAUCCCCAAAGCAACCCUUCUUGAUGCUGGGUAUUACACUUGUCAAGCAAUUGACAGUGGACUACAGCAAUGCAAAAGUAUUUACAUAAAUGUCAAAGACGGACCUCCCCAUGUGAAAAUUCUUCCUAUGAGCGCUACUGUAGAUAAAGGUAACAGCAUUCAGCUCAUGUGUAUAACAUCUCCGAACAAAGAAAGUUUAGACAUAGGAUUCGGUUGGACUAAAAAUCGCGCGCUGCUGAAACUUGAGCCCGGACACCAAGUAUGGGAGGAUCUUUACCCAGCUGGAAGUAUUCUUAAAAUCAUGAAUGCUCAGAAAUCAGCAAUAUAUACUUGUAAUGUUGCUCAUCGUUCAAUGUCUGUUCGAGUGGAUGUAAUCAAUCGGACACUUGUUCCAAUAUGUAGAAAAGAAAAUACCUGGGGAAUGCGCUGGCCAGAUACUGGACCCGGUUCAACAGCUCUUUUAGAGUGUCCCCGACAAUUUACGGGUGACAAAGUAUCGAGAAUAUGUGCGAUGAAAGAUGCUACUACCCCAAUGUGGCAAAUUCCAGAUUUUUCUCAAUGCUUAUAUCAACCUCUCAUUUAUCCGUACACAAAGUUUCGCAGGUUGACUCUCGGUUAUCAGAAUACUACCACUCACGAUACCAUUAUUGGUAUAUGGGAAAUUUUAAGUUCACGCGAAUUAUCUCUGUAUCCUGGAGAAGCUGACGGCAUAAUAGAUAUUUUGGCUGAAAUUCAACAGUACGCCGUUAAUAAAAAGCAAAUUAAUAGUGAACAUAAUUCAGCAAAAGUGUUUAUGCAAAUAAUAAACCGAAUACUUGCUGAUGAAAAUUCAAUUCUCCGGCGUCAGUUACUUAUGCAGCAACUUGUUCAGCGAAGUGUAGAAUAUUGGGGGAAAAAUACAACCCAGCAACAACAUCUAGCCUUGCCAUCGAUGAUAAUAGAUAUCCAACCAUUCUAUGUUUUUACUGUUUUUUCAUCUUUAAUUAAAGAAAUAAAGUUCUUGCUGCAAAUUCCUAUCGAUGAUUUUACAUAUCCGUAUUGGUAUAAUGAUAAAGUAGAAAUUAGAGUUAUAAAACAAGGACGGAGACGAGGAGAUGAGUCUAAAUUAUUUACUAACGGAACGUCAUUACUAAACGGGGCAGUUAUUCUUUAUAAAAACAUUACAAAUUUUUUACCGACUGCUUACGUUAAGGAAUUAGAGGACGGUACUGAUCUCGAGUACCAUUUUAAUUCACGUGUUAUAACUGUUGCAAUUGUUGAACAAGAUUCUCUAAAUAAAAAACAAAAAAUUGAUUUAUCGACAUCAAAAAUAGAAAUUGUGCUUACACUGGGUCACUUACAUCAAAAUCAAUCACUAUUGAAACGAUGGAACGUAUCUUGUGGUGUCGAGGAUUUGUCUACUGGUUCCUGGGAUUUUGAAUCUUGCAUUACAUUGAUAGCUGGUAAUAAUCAGGCAGAAACACAGUGCAUAUGUUCAAGCCCCGGAACAUUUGCUGUUUUUCUUACAACGCGUGCAAUUAAGGUGGUUGAUGCAAAAAGUAAGCCAUCAACGUUCAUAGUAUUGUUGGGAUGUAGUAGUUGCUUGCUCCAGUGUACUAUGUCUUCAAUUAUUUUGGGUAUUAUACUUUGGAAGCGGCCAACAUGGUUGAAUUUUUUGAAAUUACAAACUUCUAGUGCACUUAUUGGCGCAAUGUCAAUUUUUGUGUAUGCAACAUGCAAUAUUGUACCAGAAGUAGAUUAUGCAAGAACUGCUGUAACUUUAGAAGCAUUUUUGCUGAUAGGAAUGGCUGCACCUAUAUCACAGGCUCUGAUUGUCUAUGCAGACAUAACUUAUAGUCGUCGUCGACGUUUAAGUCGACAUUUUCAGCCAACAGUUAUUGGAGUAAUUACGGGUUUACCAAUUUUAUGUAUUUUGACAACAGAGCUAACUCAUAACACUAGUACUGGCAGAAGACAUGAAUCUUGGUGGUUGAUUUUUGGCGGAGGAGUAUAUAGUAUAUUUGUCAGUUGUGUUGCUACAAUGCUUCUGAUAUUUAUGUUACUUUACACUGGAGUUUUACACCGAGCUCAUGCAUUCACUGAAAAUGUUGAAAAUCUAACUGGUGGUGGUGGUGGUGGUGGUGGUGACGGUGGAAUUGUUGUCGUGAAAAAUAAAUUUCUUCAGCAAAGAGUAAGAAUAAUUAAUCACGCCGCUAUAAUAAUAUGUAAUCUUAUUCUUGUCGAGGUAGCUUCUAUGUUUUACAUAAAUUACACUUCAGAGUUUUAUAACUAUCUGUUUGCAUCGGUCUCAGCUUAUUUUGGUUUUGGAAUAUUAAUUUUAAAUAUCGGAAGCCCUGAGAUUGAAUUGAUAGCUCCGAUUUUUCAACAAAUUAUAGGACGGAAAAAUGUUGAUAAAGAUAUGACUACCACGACAACAAUGAUAACUUUUUCAGAUCCUGUUAAAGUCAAUAGUAAAAUACCUGUCGAAAGUGCCGAAAGUAUACCACCGGCGUCAUCAUCUUCUGCAACAGCUAGUGUCUUUCGUCUGCCACCGAGCUCAUACAUAAGAACACGGGGUGUAGUAGCAACAGCAACAGCAACAGCAAUAGCAACACCUGGUAGUAAUAAACAAAUUUCUAGUGAAAUAAAUAAUCAACAGUUUUUAAAUAAUUCAUCUCUUCCUCCUUGUUCAUUAAAUCGCCGUGAUAUAUUUCUUCCUGAAAUUCGUAUUAAUUAUUCAGAUAACAUAAACCUUGAAACAUACAGUACAAGUCCUCGUAAAUAUCAAGAAUCUAUUACAAAUACAUUUAAUAAUAAUAAUAAUAAUAAUAAUAAUAAUAAUAAUAGUAAUAAUAAUAUUUCAUCAUCAAUGCCAUCGCCAACGCCACCACCACCGCCACUAGAAUUUUAUCAUACUUCGGAUAAUACUACGACAUUUAAUUGUGAUCAAUUAGGUACUGCUGGCGGAAGUAUUGAUUGUCGUCGAAGUAAUGCUCAGCAAGUAGAUUGUUCGUCAGAGUGCAUUCCUAAAGUUUUGUGCAGUGCGGAUAUUGAAUCAAGAAUAAAUGUAACAAUGAUUAUGCCAGAUGUAACUUUAGCAGCUGCAACGUCAACAUCUUCCUCUGUUAACAAUGUAGUUGAAGAAAAAUGUCUUGAUGAUUAUACAAUUAAUGUUAUUCCAGAUAUUGCGAGUACAAAUGAACAACAACAGCAACAACAACAACAACAACAACAACAACACAAACGUAUACGGUCCAAUAGUAGUAUUAAAGAAGAAGAAAAUCCUGAAAUUACAAUUACUGAUUGUGAUAAUACAACAUCAAAUACUAUUACAGGAGUAGGUAUGCUUGAUCGUAUAUCACAUGAUCUGGAUUAUUUAUUAAAUCGAUGAGCUCAAACUGUCAAGGAUUUUAUUUUUAUUUAUUGAAAGCAUCAAGCAACUUUAAUAUGUAUACUUUAAAAUAAUGUAAGCUGUGUAUGGAUGAGGAUGCAUGCGAAAAUUAAAAUUUUUUAAAUUCAUGCAAGAAAAAUACAUAUUUGAUUAUUAAAAGGCAGCACCACAAAAUAAUUUUAAUAAGAAUAAUAAUAAUAAAUAUCGUCCACAAUGCUGUUAUUUUUCUAGUUUGAUAAAUUUCAUAACUUUGUUGUAACGAAAAUACAUAGUAUGAACGUAACAAACAGACUUGGGUGCUUUUUCCACAAAUAAUAUAAAAAAACAACAAGGUAAUUUUCUUGCAUUCGAUACCAAAAUUAAAACUUGAAACUUUUAGAUAUUAAACAUCAAAUCUUCACACACUUAUUAUAUUAAUAAUAUUUAUAAUCAUUACAAAAAUAAUGUUA
Messenger RNA from Microplitis demolitor, 5496 nucleotides. RefSeq lists its product as uncharacterized. Gene Ontology annotation, cellular component: membrane. The coding region runs from base 101 to 5047 and encodes 1648 amino acids. The record is from RefSeq and is a predicted model, not a curated record. The transcript is spliced from 16 exons. Gene Ontology annotation, molecular function: G protein-coupled receptor activity. NCBI's taxonomy places the organism in Eukaryota, Metazoa, Arthropoda, Insecta, Hymenoptera, Braconidae.